CAGCCCCCGCGAGCUUCCCCCUCAUCUCAUUCAUUCUCCCUUAACCGGCGCAGCAUUCCUCCUCCUUCAUGUUCAUGGUGUUCGUGGGAUUCGUUUGUGACCUUGGGUUUCGUUAGAUAGGUCGCACGCGGUAAUUGCUUUUUUUGUGGGUGUCGCUGGCACGGAGUUAGAGAGCGAAGACGGAGUGGGAUGGAGUUUGCCGGCGGGGCGGCAGCGACAAGCCUCCAGAGCGCAAGCAAUGGCAUCGUGCAUUGUGUAGGGCACGUGGGUUUGGGUGUGAAUGGCUGCAGAAGGAGAGGAGCUUCUGCGAGAGGAGGGGGGAAAUCUGUGGUGGUGUGUGCGAAAAUCGGGAAGGGGAAGAAGGGUACUGAGCAUGAGUAUCCAUGGCCCGAGAAAUUGCCCCAGGGGGAGAUUACUACAGGUGCUCUGAAGUAUCUCAAUCGCUUCAAGCCACUUGCCAACAAGCCGAAGCCUGUCACACUUCCCUUCGAAAGACCUAUUGUUGACCUUGAGAACAAGAUUGAUGAAGUUCGGGAGCUCGCCAAUAAAACUGGAAUGGAUUUUAGCGAACAAAUUGCCGAGCUUGAAGAGAGAUAUGAUCAGGUGCGUAGGGAACUAUAUUCGGCACUCACACCAAUGCAGCGCCUUAGUGUGGCUCGUCAUCCUAAUCGACCAACAAUGUUAGACCACGUUAUGAAUAUGACCGAUAAGUGGGUUGAGCUUCAUGGCGAUCGAGCUGGAUUUGAUGACCCUGCACUGGUCUGUGGUAUCGGGUCAAUGGAUGAAAUGAGCUUCAUGUUCAUUGGUCAUCAGAAGGGCCGAAAUACAAAGGAGAAUAUCUACCGUAACUUCGCAAUGCCAAUGCCAAAUGGAUAUAGGAAAGCUUUGCGUUUUAUGAGACAUGCAGAGAAAUUCGGUUUUCCUAUUCUCACAUUUAUUGAUACCCCCGGAGCAUAUGCUGGCAUCAAAGCUGAAGAACUUGGUCAAGGAGAAGCCAUUGCUUUUAAUUUGAGAGAAAUGUUUGGUAUUCGAGUGCCCAUCAUCGCAACAGUAAUUGGAGAGGGUGGGUCUGGAGGCGCACUUGCAAUCGGAUGUGGUAACAAGAUGAUAAUGCUUGAGAAUGCUGUAUAUUAUGUAGCAAGCCCAGAAGCAUGUGCGGCCAUUCUCUGGAAGACAGCCGCAGCUGCCCCCAAGGCUGCAGAAGCAUUGCGUAUUACUGCCAAGGAGUUGGCAGAUUUAAGUAUCGUGGACGAAGUUGUUCUGGAACCAGUAGGUGGUGCACACUCUGAUCCUAUUCAGACAUCCAAGAACCUGAAGGAGGUGAUCUUGAGGCAAAUGAAGGAAUUGAUGAAGAUGGAUCCAGAGGCACUGAUUCAGCAAAGAGCAGCAAAGUUCCGGAACAUAGGCGAAGUUGAUGAAAGUGGUGACGUGGAUCCUCAUAUCAAACGAAACAUGAAGAAGCGGGACGCACCAUUUAAAGAUGAUGAAUCCAGGAUGCUACCUUCUGGUAGUGAAAACGCGCAGAAGCCAGUGAGGGCAAACAGGGAGUAAGCAAACUCAUAUAUAUUCUGGGUGCAUCCAUAUAUUUUACACGUGAUACCUGCACCCUUUGACAGACUCAUGUGUUCCCAAAUCUCUUCCUCUCAUCUCGGAGGAUUGUACUGUAGUAGUCUUCCCUAGAUUUGAAUAUUUGGCAAGCUUAUUCGAUAUUUGAAUAGCAUCAGUGAGUGAUCGGUGAGCUAUAUCUGCUAUCUUGCCCGUCUCACCUUUGGAGCAUAGGAUAUUGCUGGGAGGCUCUGUUGUAUGGUUCAGUGGGCUGAAUGCUUUACCUUGUGCACGAUCAUGCCGACAGUCCGCAGUGAAUUCAAGAAUUCGAUCCCAGCCAGUCUAGCAUUGUAAAAUGUCCUUGCACGUACUAGUGUAUUCACUUGCAUUUUUGGAAGAUAACUUGGUGUCUAAAAAUCAGUACCUAGUGUGAGCAACAUACAGGAUGUCAAGCCAAUAAUGUGUCUAGGUCUAGUUAUUCUGCACGAUACUCGUAAUUUGGAAAACUAUGUUUUUUUGGUACUCAAUAGGGAAUUUAGUCUUAGUUUGUUCCUUGUUAUCUGGUUUAUAACAUGAUUAGUACAAUUUGAGUCUUAGUUUUCUUUA
This is a messenger RNA of Physcomitrium patens, 2151 nucleotides long. RefSeq lists its product as uncharacterized. Gene Ontology annotation, cellular component: acetyl-CoA carboxylase complex. Gene Ontology annotation, biological process: fatty acid biosynthetic process. Gene Ontology annotation, molecular function: acetyl-CoA carboxylase activity; carboxyl- or carbamoyltransferase activity. The record is from RefSeq and is a predicted model, not a curated record. NCBI's taxonomy places the organism in Eukaryota, Viridiplantae, Streptophyta, Bryopsida, Funariales, Funariaceae.